AUGUUCGGCGGCAAUCGACCUAGUGGAAAGAUCGCAAACUCUCGCAGCCCAAACCUCGACGUGCGAGGCUCGCAGGGCGUCAGGGGAGAGCGAUUCCGAAGCAACUCGAGCGGGCCGGCGAGUGCGAUCGCGUUGUCCUAUGGCAGCGACUUGAUGGAUCGCGAGUCCGACGGUGACGAUGAGCAAAACAACACCCUACCGCCCAUCGUUAAAGGCGUCAUGAGUGAAAUCGAAAUGUCGUGGAGCUUCAUGACGGAAGACGACUUCAACCCAGUGCCCCACUCACUGUCGCUGCUGGACUCGAGCACCCUGGGCAAGAACUACAAGGCCUUCACCGAGAUCUACGGCAAGCUAGAGUCAGCCAUGGACGUGCUCGUGAACGACUAUCACCAAGCCUUCAACUCGGCCAUCCAGGCCUUCAGCGGAGUUGUAGACCAUAUCUCAGACUCGCAGCGACGAACCAGGCUUGUCCGACAGAAUCUGGAGCAGUGUCGCGAGCUACUCCAGUGCAAGCGCUUCGAUCUGCUCCACCUCUUUUUGAAGAGCCUCCAAUACAAGGAGAUGUCCCGGCUCCUGGAUGUCAUCGACGACCUCCAAAAGACGCCAUCGGUGAUCGAGAGUCUCAUAUCGCGCAAGUUAUACCUCGCCGCCGUCCGCACGCUCAUGGCGGCCCUCAAGACCGCCAACGGAACUGAGUGUCGGGAGAUUGGUGGCUUGGAACAAACCCGAGAGAACCUCAUCGAAAUCCAAAGCAAAAUCCACGAAACACUCAUCGAGGAGCUGCAUAACCAUCUCUAUCUCAAGAGUCCCUUCAGCCUCGAGCGCUUGGGGAAACAGGGUUCCAACGAUAACCUGGCUGUCAAGGAGAGCAGAAAAUUUGCCAGCAAAGCCUCGGAUGACCAAGGGGAUGAAACGUCUGCGGAUGACGAUUCGGUUGAUCCAGAAACCGAUUCAAACAUUUACAUGGCGUCCUUGAUCGAGGGACUCUUCCAUCUCGGGAAGCUUGCAGAUUCGAGUGACAUGAUCAAGGAGCGUAUGUCCAUCGAGUUGUACUAUCUGGUCGAGAGGACCUUGCAAGAAACGAGUCAGCAGGCCACCCAGACAGCCUUCAAGUCAGGCUCGUCCAGAGCUGCCCCUGGCCUCGAAACCACCACUUCCUCGCUGAUGCUGCCCGAUUUGUUCGGCAGUCCGUCCAAGGAGGAGUCUGGGCUGUUGGUUGAGUUUUUGAGCGACCUGUACAAGAAACUGCAGUGUGUCCUCGAGGGUCACGCCUUUGUGGUUUCGGUGGUGCAGCAGAUCUCAAAGGAGAACCCACAGUCAGGGAAUCUGAGCGACCAGUGGUACAUGAUGAAGGAUGUUGUGGUAGCCGUCGAGAGCGAGGUCAAGACCCUUAUCUCGGACUACAUCACCACGUCCAAGCGUGUGGCUGUCGAGAGCAACGAUCUCAACCAAAUCCUGCGAGAGCGGCGCCCGAAGAAGCAGGGAGUGAGCAAGAAUCUAUACCAUCUUGCUGGCCUGGUUCCGUCAGAUGAUAUCUUGGCGCUAUAUCACAAAAUGGAGGCCCAGUCCCAAAACACCUCUGGCGGUCUCGAUACAAACUUUGGCGUCGACACCAGCGAGCACGACCAGAUGACGGCCCUUGGCAUUGGCAUAGUCGACAAAUACGCCCAUGUCAUUGCCACAGGUCAUCGGAUGCUCGUCCACCAGCCGGAUGCAUACAACAUCCUGGCCGUAUUUGGACCCACGUGCGAGUUCAUCAUCAACGUCGAGGGCUCGCCCAAGCUCAGCGUGUUCAAAUGCAAGUUUUCGGGAUUCAUACCGUUUAUGGACGACUUUAUCAUGGAAGACUUUAUGCCGCAGAUCGAACAGCGUGUGUUGGACUAUUACAAUCAAUACGUCAACGGAUCGGAUGCCUUCCAGACAGAGUAUUGUUGCGAGCUCUCCGGCUACCCGUUGCUCAAGAGCGGAAUCGCCUUGGUGGUGCUGAUCCACGAGAUGUGUCGCAGUCUCCUUGAGCUGCCAGUACACCAGGACGAGUUUGUGAAGAUGAUAGAGAUUUUGAUUAUUCGAUAUUACGAAAAGUGCUGCGGGCGCUUCCGUGGAAUCAUGUCGCAGGACGGCGUCGCCUUGGACCGCCCAACCGAGAUUCUGACUGCCAACUGGGCACAGCAUGAGGACCUGGUGCAUAUUCUCAUUCAAAACACAUAUUUCUUGAAAGGGCCCGUCAACAAAGAUGUCAACGAAAAGCUUGGACAAAUGGAAAUCAUCCUGGAGCAGCAGCUCAAGUCCGAACGGUCGCUGUACCAACCAGAGCUGAUCUUUGAUCUCAGAAAGAUUCAGUCGAUCGCCCAUCUUCAUCACAGCACGGAAUGGCUUCUGUCACAGAUCAUUCAACUGCGUAUCCGAAGCGAGGCUGUCCCCCAGCCAUCGCCUCUCGCGAAGGAUAGUUUGGCCAGUCAAGAGGAUUUGGGAGAGGAUUCCAUCAACUGGUCGCUCGACAGUCUCCCUGCUAUGAUCGUGGAGGAAGAGAGAUCAACCAUCUUGCCUCUGACGCCCGACAUGAUCACUCGCACAAACGAUAUACUCGAUAGCUUCCAGAACCUCUCGGAGGUGUCUCUGUUCUCGCUGAGGAUCGAAGUGCGGCUCCACUGCAUGUACUAUCUCGACCUUGCCUUCCGAGAGGGAAGCUAUGUGCUGGACAGCCCACCAGCCGGACCUGACGGCUACAUCGGAAUGCUAAACAACGACAUGGCCCUGAUGGAGGAGUGCCUCCUCUCGACGUUGAUGCCCCGACGGAUGAAAUUCGUCUUUGACGGCAUUGCUGCCUUGAUCACGCACUUGCUCUGCAACAGCGUUCGUUACAUCCGCCGCAUCAACGACUAUGGCGCCGACAAGUUGAUCAAAAAUUAUCGAUCGCUCCAGCAAAACAUCAACAACAUAAGCUCGGUCGAGGAGAAGAGCCUUGACCGUGCCGGCCACUACUUCAAGCUUCUCCAGAUGAGCCCAGAGGAGCUUAUCGAGUCACUCAAGGAUGCUCCGUUCAAAUUCUCGUUCGACGAAUACCGAGUGAUCAUCGAUCUCAAGUAUGCCGAUGGCUUGGUGGACGAGACCUUGCCCGAGAGGAAAACGUACAACGAAGUGCUCGCCAAGCUCAAGGCCUGGUUUGUCAAGCACUGAUGCGCGCAGACCAUGAACUGCAGCGACCUCAGACUUAGGCUCUGAUCUCAGGCUUUGGCUCGGAGCUGUAGCAAAGGCACGGCGUUGAUAGAUGGACAUUCCGCAAGGCAUCAAGCGCGGCGGCGCCAUGAACCGAUUUCCAUCGGGGAAGUCUGAUCUGAGCAGGAACGAUCGCGCUGGCGCUGACCUAGAUUGAGCCAGCGGCCGGUAAUCGCGGCACAGAUUCGAGAACGGCACAAGAAAGAGGUGUCUGAUUUUGAUUUCAAAAAGAAGCGCAUUACAUGCAGAGUCUAUCGGAUGCGCAAUGCGCCAUUUGUUUUGU
Molecule: messenger RNA, 3499 nt
Organism: Polychytrium aggregatum
Lineage: Eukaryota; Fungi; Chytridiomycota; Chytridiomycetes; Polychytriales
Product: Sec8 exocyst complex component-specific domain-containing protein
Exons: 26
Coding region: 1-3177 (1058 amino acids)
Biological process (GO): Golgi to plasma membrane transport; exocytosis
Cellular component (GO): exocyst
Source: RefSeq, a predicted model, not a curated record